GUUGCGUUCGGUACAGGAGGAGAUUGACUCUCUGGAGGAGGAGAAAAAGAGCGAACUGACUGAGGCCCAGGAGAGCUACGCCUGGCCCAGGAGGAGGUGCUACUGCUGCAGCAGGCGGCGGAGGAGUCGGCGGCUGAGAGGGAGAACGACAUCGCCUCCCUACAGGAGGAGCUUUGUCGCCAUCAGGCCGAGCUGGGGAGGCUCAACGAGGAGACACAGGAGUACGAGCUGGAGAUCACCACGCUCCGUGCCGAGAUCAGCAUGAAGAGUCAGAGGAGAGAGGAGGAGAGGAGAGGAGGAGACGUAGAAACACUGAAGCAGGAGUGUGUCACGUUGAGGGAGGAGUGUGAGACAUUGAAGAAUGACAACAGACGUCUGACUGAGAGACUACAGCUACAGAGUUCCAACAGCCACCUGUCCCUGAAGGAGGAUGGGGAGGACACUGGGAUUGGAGUGGGCACAGAGAUGGGGGGCAUGGCUGAGAGCUACAUGACCAUGGCAGACUGCCAGUCAACGGGCACCAACUGCCGCCUGAAGGACGUGUCCAUUCAGAAGAACAUCUCGUUCGACGGGAAGCUCAUGACCCCCACCGGCUGGAAUGGAGGAUUUGGGGAGAUCGUCUCACUGAGGGACCAGCUGAAACAAGCUGAGGAGAAGGCCUCACUGGUACAGAGACAGUGUGACGGUUUGAAGACCGAGCUGAGGGAGCUACAGGUGCUAUAUGACUGCAGCCAGAGGGAGAGGGCGGGGAUGGAGGAGGAGCUACUGCGCUGCAAGGCUGAGUUGGAGCGGCUGGCUGGAGGGGGGCAGAGCUAUAUCCAUUCGUCUGAGUCCCCUGUUCUCUCCAUCCCCUUCAUAGGAAUAAUURUAAUAUUGGGAGUGGUUUGGUGCUGGUUGUCCGAGCUGGCGUCACAGAAAGCAAGGGGUGGGAUAUAGAACGGAACCCUAUUCUGACUGUCACCGCGGCAACAGCUGUGCUUCUGAUCGUGGCUAGCUUGUUGAGAGGCCCGAUGUUGAGCAGAUCAGUAACGAGUUAUACCGACAAAGACGGUAAUGUCUGCUUAUAGACAACUACCCUCCAUCCCAACCCCCUUAUCACAUCGAUCUGGGACGAACAACAGAUCACACGCCAUUCCUCUAAUUCAUCGCUAGGAAGAGGAUAUUUAGAUGMCAACUGUUCAGAAAACAGGAGCAUCUUGAAAAGGAAAACUUCAGAAAACAGGAGAUAAGAGUGCUCAUAGUUCUGAUGGAAAAGAUGGACUCCUUUUCUCUCCUGUUCUGGGGGACACAGGUCUUCGUGAAGCUGAGAACAUAGUGUGGAUACUUACAUUUAAUUGGAUAGUACCUUCCCGCAUAAAUCUAGCUGGUUCUGCCCCUGUGGCAUCUCAUUCUGUCCCUGUCUCUCUGUCUGUCUCACGGGUCUUGACUAUGGGACUCAAUUGGUCCUGAGUUUAAAUGUCUUAUACUACUCUUAUACAACUCUCAUCUUGUAUUUUACUAAAUGUAUUUAUUAAUAUGUUAAUUGAUUGGUCAUCUUUUAACAAGAACCACCUCUGCACCUUGCACAUUUGCUGAAUUAAAACCCUUAAAUAAAUAAAUGAGGUUAAAUAAAUAAAUAAAAUCCAUAUGAUGUUGUAAAUAAGUCCUAGUAGAAUCUUUCUGAAAAUAUAGUUAUAUCUACACGUGUAAUUCAUUAUUUAAAGGAAUAUGUCGAAUACAUGAAAUAAUUUCAUGUCUGUGCCCGURUCUUGUGAAUAGCUCAAACCAUGGGGAUUUUUCUCAAUUAGAAUUAAAUUAAUAAUGAAGACCUAGUAUAGAGUUCUAGUCUAGAGCGACAGAUGCUUUCCCCCCCCAAAAAAUGUUUAAAGGCAAUAGUUAAUUUAUAAAGCAUACGCUCUAAAAUAUUUACUCAUCAAUUUACAUUUACUGAAAAAAUCCAAUGAUCAUUCCAGAUGUCCUACCUGCAGUGAAUCUGUUAUUAGUGAGGAUGUUUAAUCUGGGUUUUCAGAGUUGUGUAAAUGCCUAUUUGUUAUGGUGUCCUCAUUAAAGGGGGAAGUGUAUGGGAGAUAUGUGUGCUAGUCUAGCAGCUGUCCCUAAUGCAGCUGUCAAUCCUAGCCCGGUGUUUCAAGUCUAUGUUUAACCAACCAUCUCACCCACAUACGAGUGUCCUAGCUAUUUUUGUCCACAGUCACAGUCACUUCUUUUAUUUACUGAACUUAACUUAGUGCACCGUCAGACAGACUUGGGUUGAAAUACCAGUCUGAAAUCAUUUCAAAUACCUUAUCUGUGUUUUGAUUGAGCUUCCUGAUUUAAUGGACCAAAAUAAUAGUCCCCAAACUGGAAACCCCACCCAUUUGUCACUCCAGGCAGUCUAAAGAAAACACUCAAAGCAUUUGAAAGAGUWGGACAYAGUAUUUGAAGCCAGGUGUGCCGUGGGUAAAGCAUGCAUGGCUUCUGCCUGCGUUGUCAUACAGUGACUGUAUAAUUAACCACCCAAAAUAUGUCAACCACAGUUAGCACGCCCUGCCUGUAUUUUCUUCUUCUUCCACAUCCCAGACUACAUGAGUCAGCUCACAUGCCAAGCACGGCCACACUGUCCCUGAUAUGCCUUUGAUGAGUUCAUCAGUUCACCCGUGAAGUCUGGGCCCAUAUUUCUUUUUUUAAAGAGUCUCAUAGUAGGAGUUCUGAUCUUGGAUCAGUUUGAACUUUGGGAUCAUAAUGAACAAGAUCACAUGGACGGGGACGGGGGCGGGGAGGACUGACCCUAGAUCAGCACUCCUAACCCAAUAUGCUUUAUGGAUGUGUGGAUUUAUGGAUACAUUAACUGUAUAUUAUGGAUAUGUUUCGUACAGCAACACAUUAACUGUAUAUGACCUCUGUGUCAUGUUUCGAUAGCGUGAUCUAUGUUUUUGAAUAUACUGUAGCAGCUAUUCAUACAACAGACAAAGGACAGCGAGUAUUUAACCUUGAGCGUGUGAAUGUCUCAAAAUACCUAAUGUACACACUGUUCAUAACUGAGUUGUUUCUGUACUUUUUACCUACUAACACUUUCUUAAAUGUGGAAAGAAAGGAAUGUGUUUUUUAUAAGGGGGAUGGAUUUUCUUGGCUUGGGUUGGUCUUUCCACAUGUUCUGAAAUGUCAUUAAAAUAGAUUUUUUUCUUCUUCUCCAGGUACACAGCUAGAGAAUGUUGACAGUCAGCAUUCCAUAGUUGAAUGAUGCUUGUGAACAUACCAUAGAUAGGAUAUUUAUAUUUGUGCUGUGUCUGGUCGUACGUGAUGAUAUGCCUGUGUGUGGGGGACAGAAGAUUGGUAGACCAUGAGGCAGCUAAACAAGUUUGAUUGCAGAAUGCAUUCUUGAAAUUGGAUUGUUAUGUCAAUUAUGUCAAUCGUUUUUUUGGCAAAUUCUAAAUGUGUCUGGAUUGAACAGUUCAAUUUGUCACAAAAACGAGACAGCAUUUUAAACGUUUUAAAUGAUCUGUUUAACAAACUGUGAAAUUUUGUGACACAGUAAAAGUCUAGCUACUUUAGAGUUGACAAGGCAUGCUAUAUAUAGUCUAAGAGAAAAGUUUAAACGUUUAUUUAUGUUUAAUAUGAAGUUUCUGUUUUACUUUAUAUUUGUUGUAGAUUCAGAAGUGGUAUAGACUAACGUGGGAGAGAAAUAUGACCAAAAUCUCCAUUUGUAAUAGCUUUGUAGAAAGUCUAUUUUGAGAGAGCAGUGUAUAUAUUCAUAGCCAAAUUAUGUAAAAGUGUAUUUAUGGUGGGUUUAUUAAGAGAACCAAUGUUGAUAAGUGUUUUCAAUACCUCUAUGUUUGGAUGARUAGUCAGUGCAUGCAGGUAGAGGUUGUUUUAGGUGUUAGUUCCCAGUAUAAGUAUGCUAAAAUAAACAGACCGCCAAAAUCAA
Molecule: messenger RNA, 3901 nt
Organism: Salvelinus sp. IW2-2015
Lineage: Eukaryota; Metazoa; Chordata; Actinopteri; Salmoniformes; Salmonidae
Product: sarcolemmal membrane-associated protein
Source: RefSeq, a predicted model, not a curated record